This is a messenger RNA of Lonchura striata (white-rumped munia), 1410 nucleotides long. Lineage: Eukaryota; Metazoa; Chordata; Aves; Passeriformes; Estrildidae. The record is from RefSeq and is a predicted model, not a curated record.
CACCACAGAAAACAGGUUUUCAAGGACAAGGCAUGAAUGGGACAGCCAUUGAACAUUUUGCCUGUGUCAUUUUUAAUGUUUCCUUCAUGAACUGCACCUGGCACGUGGGCAAGACUGCUACAGAAGACACCCAGUAUUUUCUCUACUGGAGACCCCGAAAGAAAGAAGGUGUCACAGAAUGCCAAAAUUACAUCAAAGAUACCUGUGGAAGGCACAUAGGAUGUCGAUUUCAAAAUGUGACAAUAGAAAAUAGCAAUGCAUAUUUCCUUGUAAAUGGGUCCAGAAGUGGACAAAGCAUUCAGUCAUAUGAGAAGAAGAUACUUCUAUACCAAAUUGAAAAACUCACUCCUCCAUUAAAUAUCACAGUGAACUGUACAGAAGCUUCUCACAGAUGUAGUAUUUCGUGGCAACAACCUCAAACAAGUCAUGUGAAAAAAAGGAGUUGUUUCAAAUAUGAAAUUGUCAUAGAAAGCAAGGCUGAUGCUGAGAAAGACACCAAAACCACAUCUAAAACAGCAGCAAUCAUUGAAAGUAACUCCUAUCUAUAUGAAAGUUUCAUCUCAGAAAAAAGGUACAGCAUCAAAAUCAGAGCAACAGAUGCAGGCUUUUGUUUAGUAAGCCCAAACUGGGGAGAGUGGAGUACACCUGUGGAGUUUGGAACACACCAACUUACAUCUACUUCAUCAUAUAUGCUGUUUCUGAUACCAGGGCUGGCAGCAGGUCUCACAUUUUUCCUUUACAUUACAGUAAGGGCUUAUUUGAAAAAAACAUCUGAUACAGUACCACAGCCAAGAGACCCAUUCCGUGAGCCCUCUCCAAUGAACUUCCAGGCAGAAUAUAUUAAUCUAUUAAAACAAGAAGAAACUGAAGAAAUAGCAAAUAUUGAAGAAGAGAUGGAAUGCAAGUGAAAUGAGCAACUUGAUUUUUUUCAAGCUUAUAUACCUAACUGGCAAAAAUUAAGAGGUUUUUUAUAUUCUCUCACUCCUGGAACCAGGGAGAAGAGUAUUGGCCAUAAAGACAAUUCCAAGAUCUUAUCUCUAAAAGACUCCUUGUAUUUGGUUGCAUUUUCUAUGAACAGUUAAGUUUGGACUAUUUCUGGUUUGUAUUAUGAUUAAGACUGCAGUAUUUCAGAAGAAAAAUAUUUCAGUAUUGCUUUGGAAGCUAUUUUAUUUUUUUUUCAACAACAUGCAAAAGAAUAAGAACAACUAAACUUAAGGGGUUUAUUCAGGAUCUCCAUUGGUUCAGUGUCUCAAAAAAGGUACAGUCAUACUGAGAUUGUGAUCAGGAAUGAAAUUUGACAUCUACAUGACAGCCCUCUGUAUGAAGACCCGCCAAGAUCAAACCUCUUAAGAAAGAUCACUUGUUCAUACAGAGUAGUAUUAAAAAGUUCUGGAUACAAUCUUCCCAUAA